AUGUUCAAUUACCUGGCAGUCGAGGUGAGGCCCCAGCUCCACCGCAGCUAUGGGAGCCAGCAAGGGGUGUCUGGGCCACUGAAGAGCCGCCUGGAACAGCUGAAGAAGCCGUGGUGGAGGGAGCCCACCCCGCUGGUGCUCCAGCACAGCGAGACAGCCAGGCUGGCCAUCGAUGCCUUUCUUGAGCAGGGGGAGCGCGGCUACCUGAGCGCCAUCGCCGAGGAGAGGGAGCUGCCAUUUCUUUCCACCUUGGACAUGGAGUAUAUCAGCCAUCAGAGGAACCAAAGCUUCCCAGACCCCAGUGCAAUGAAAGACAAAGAAGCUGACCCUGGUGAGACAGACACUGGAGACAGGUUCUCCCUCAACUCUGAGCUAACAUCGGGCACCUACUUCCCCCUCAUGUCUGAUGUGCACCCUCCGGAGCUGGAGCUGGGGUGGCCAGGGACACCACUCCUCACGGUGUCUGGCCAGACUCAAGCCACUGUGAUUUUCCAAAGAAACAAAACGAACAGCAUUAAGGAUUUGGUCCGGUCUCUGAUCAGCCGGGCACGGACGGUGAUAGCAAUUGUGAUGGAUCUGUUUACAGACAUGGAAAUUCUGUGUGACCUGCUGGAGGCCUCAAGCAGAAGGCACAUCCCUGUUUACCUGAUCCUGGAUGAAGAGUACUUGAAGCAUUUUGUGGAAAUGUGCAAUAAAAUGGCUCUUACUCAGGACAGCUUCCCAAACAUGCGCAUAAGAUGCCUGAGUGGAGACACAUACUACAGCAAAGCAGGCAAGAAAUUUGCAGGCCAGGUUCUGGAGAAGUUUGUCCUGGUUGAUUGUGACCAAGUUCUUGCUGGUACAUACAGUUUCACCUGGCUUUGCAGCCAAGUCCACACCGGCCUGGUGACCCACUUCCGUGGGCAAAUUGUUGCAGAGUUUGACAAGGAAUUCCGGUACUUGUAUGCAGAGUCCAGAGCAGUGACCAGCUUCUGUGAGCCAGAUCCUGAGACAUGUCUCUCUUCUUGGAAUACCUCAAAAGUUGACAACUGUCUUCUAAAACCCACUCAGGGGAAUGAUACUGAGACCCUGAGCCCCUCCAGCAGCCUUUCCAAUGUGAGCAUCAGGAGCAUAAAAGUGUCUCCGUUUAUGAAAAACUCGAGCUGUGGUGCACACCAGGAAAAGCAAGAUUCCAGCUCUGAUUCUGGCAAUAAGAAGGGGAAGGAAGACACAUUCCUGAAGCCCACUUGCCCUAAACAGCAAGAAGAACCACCAGACUCGGUGAACAGUCCUCCAAAUAAACCCUCCUCAGCCUCGUAUCCCAAAUCAAACCUGAUAACAGCAAGGACAUUCCUGCAACCGGAGCCUUCCUCCAAUAAACCUGGUAACCAGGGGGAUAUUAAGGCCAACAGCAGCCACUGCUCCCCGCUGAGAGCGGGGCAGCCACUGCAGUCCCUGUCAGAGGGUACCAGCAGCAAUGGGACCAGCCUGAAGCAGAGAGCACCUGUGGCCACCUCUGGGGAGCUGCCAGCUGAAAAUGAGAAUGUGUUUUAUGGGGUGGAAAAGAGACAGAGCCCUGGACAUGGCCAUUUUGACCUUUUCUCCCCAUACAGCCACCUCAAACGGGAUAAAAAGUCCGUAGUGCCUUGCUAUGACAAGUUCCCGGAGGAUGUGCUGCUGGAAAAGAACAGCGCAUAUGGGGCAGAGAAGAGAAUGACUCUGGGGCACAGCAAGCUGGACCUGAUCACCAAGUACAACAAGCUAAAAUCCAAACACAUACACAGUCGGUUCGAACUCUGA
Molecule: messenger RNA, 1779 nt
Organism: Pseudopodoces humilis (Tibetan ground-tit)
Lineage: Eukaryota; Metazoa; Chordata; Aves; Passeriformes; Paridae
Gene: SACK1C
Product: scaffolding CK1 anchoring protein C
Biological process (GO): signal transduction
Molecular function (GO): protein kinase binding
Source: RefSeq, a predicted model, not a curated record